AGAGAGAGAGAGAGAGAGAGAGAGAGAGAGAGAGAGAGAGGUUGGCAGGAAGCCACGAGGGUGCAGAGAUUGAAAAGCAAGUGCUGUGCAAGACGAGGAAUCUGCCGACGAGUGGACAGAGAGAAGGGAGGGAGUUCAGAUAAACGGAGACGAGGAGAGCAGAGGAGAGGGAGAGAAGCUUCGGGAGGGAGGGGUGUGGGGAGAUCAUUCCUGCUUUGGACAUCCCGUGAGUCCAGAUGAACGAGCUGAGCGAUCUUAUUCGCCGCUUCGUCCUGUCUCUCCGCUUACGGGCGGCUCCAAUGCUAGCCGUCUUAGCUCAGAACAAGGGUGCAACAUCAAUUGGGGCGAUUGCAGGAUUGGCUAUUGCGCUAGUGUGCACAUGGCGUUAUAUCAGUCAAGCGCGUGGCCGAAGACGAGCUGGGAAGAGGGAUGGUGCGCCCCGAAGACCGGGAUCUGGAUCAGGCCACGACUCCGACCUGGCAUCGGCAUCAGGAGUCUCCAGAACUAUCACUCAUGCUUCAAAGAGGGGAGGGGAUAAACAUGGUCUGAGAGAAUCGUCUCCCCCUGUCCAGUAUACUUUGUCCCAGUAUGUGCGGAGACAGCUGAAUGGCGCACGCAAGAUGACUGUGUAUAUGCCCGGGAUCGUCCUCAUAGAAUCGACGCCGGAGGAGUUGCAGCUGGAACCAGAUUGGCAUGUUGAUUCAUCUUCCGAGACGAUAAGUCAAUUGGCGCGAUUUGUGAAGAAGGAGCUGCACAUAACGCCGACGGGCGCGGAAGUUGUGGGAGGAAAUAUCGUCUCGGCAGUAUCGCUGGAAUCGUUCUUCCGGCCCCCUUCAGUAUGAAAGGUCACACCACACUUGUGUCACACGAGCUUGCUCUGUAUAAUUCCCUGAGCUCGAUCACUGAGCUUGGGAUUUCUCUAUUUUUUUUCAUUUUUUUUUCCCUCCUUUUUUGGGGAUUUCGCCAUCUUCUCUGCAUUCUUUUCUUCUGUCUUUUUUCAUUUGUUCUGGUCGCGUCGCUUUUCCCUCUCCAGUGUGUAUCGCAUGGUUGGUGGCUCCUGUCCGCGAGGUUUCACGGGUCAUCUUGGCCGUUGUGCAUCUCUCGGUCUUCGUGUUCUUUCGUCCUUUUGUCUGCCCGUCUCUCUUUUUCGAUGCUCUACAUGUGCAGUCCAGAAAUUGACACAGGUUCGAUCCCCUUGACCUCAUCUUGUUUGAAAGGAAUGAAUUGUUGUGAUAAAAUGAGUCAGGUUCA
Molecule: messenger RNA, 1251 nt
Organism: Chara braunii
Lineage: Eukaryota; Viridiplantae; Streptophyta; Charophyceae; Charales; Characeae
Source: the annotation of a GenBank genome assembly